Molecule: messenger RNA, 4956 nt
Organism: Eimeria tenella
Lineage: Eukaryota; Apicomplexa; Conoidasida; Eucoccidiorida; Eimeriidae
Product: alpha-glucan water dikinase 1, putative
Exons: 17
Coding region: 1-4956 (1651 amino acids)
Biological process (GO): phosphorylation
Molecular function (GO): kinase activity; ATP binding
Source: RefSeq, a predicted model, not a curated record
AUGGCGAACGAAAAACAGGAGCAGCAGCAGCAAGAGGCAUUGCCUCUUCUUGAAGGCGCAGAUGCAAAUGCAUGUGUCGUCGAGCUACCGGUUGAUGGCGGGCGCUGCCUUUUGUGCACCGUCCGAAGGCACCCUGAGAGCUCAGGUUCUGACAGGGAGGUGGCACAGGUUCUCUUUUCCUUUAAGGAGCCCUUUUUUGGACCACACGAGGCGUCUAAGAAGCUCUUACUGCACUGGGGUGUAGCUAGGAACCCAGGGGAGUGGCUGCCGCCCGAAGGCGAGUUCAGGGAACAGCUGCGCAGCAAUGGCUCGCCGGUACAGUUUGGCGAGACGGCGACCGAUAUCCCCUUUCCGUCCCCCAACUCCUCUCCGCCACCGGUUUUGGACUUGAGUUUCCCUGUAGAUGCAGCCCCUGAGUACUUGGUUUUUGUACUCCACUCCCCUCCCCAUGAGUGGUUCAAGCAGACGACUCCGGGCCGGCCGUCUACGAACUUCAUGCUUCCUCUGAAACAGGCACUUAAGCAGCUGGUGUCUAGAACCGCUUUCCUAAAGGCCAUUGAUGCAUACAAGAAGUCACAGCCACUUCAGCACAUCAAGCCAUCCACCGCACACUACUGGCGAAUUCCAGUCAACGACGGCGACAUGCAGCUUUUGGCAUUGACAUUCGUUAGCAAGGAUGCUUGCGGCUUGGAAAUCUUCUGCAACUGGCCGGCGGCUCUUUUGCUGCACUGGGGAACAGCAGAGACGCAAACAAGCCCAUGGAAACGCAUGGAACUGAACAAGAUGCUCAUGCACGUUGACAGUAAUCGCCAGCAGGAAGAUGAGCGGCAGCACGGACUGAAAGCUGAAGACACGAAAAUUGCGGAUGGGACAGAUCGAAGCCGACCUGGGAAGGAAAGAAACGUGGAUGAACAGCAGUACUCCAAGGACUCUCCAGAAGAGCAGUGCAACCUUGAGACGCUCUACGGAACUUUUGCGCACUAUCCAAUCGACAACAAAGCGGCACAAACCUUGUUUGAGUUCUGCGAGACUUCUAGGAGCGUGGGUUUCCAGCACGUUGCUCUAUGUUUCAGAGGAGAUGCCGUGCCGUGCGGAGUGUCGUUUGUGUUGAAAGAGGUAAUGGCUGACCGGUGGUUCGCCGACCGCACAGGGGACUUCUUCGUAAAGCUCCCUACGCAUCGUUAUUGGGAAACCCUAAGGGAAAAAUACAGAAAGAUUGCAGAGUUGAGAGCUGCGGAGGAGGAGAAAGAGAGAGAAGAAAGAAAGAAGAAGUGGAACGAUGCUCAACAAGCAUUCAACAAGUUCGCGCAGGAACAGGACGCGGCAACUGCUCUGUCGUUGCGUCGCGUGCCUCUCUCGGAGGGAAUUGGGGAGCUUUUGGUCAAGACUGAGGCAGACCCUUCAAAGCACAGCGUUCUAAUUUCUCUCACAGCUUGUCUGCAAACGCCUUGCGUACUGAGGUGGGGCAUGGUCGACAUCAUGGGAAGAAGACAGACGGAGCUGCAGCGGAAGGGGGAGGGUGCGAGCGCACCUUCCGUACAGACAGCGAAAGGUGGAAGAUACCAGUGGAUAUGUCCUCCGCCUGAGGUCAGACCUCCUCACACAGUUGUGGCAGAUCCUCAACGCGCUUGUGAAACUCCCUUCGAAGACUCUGCUGACGGCCUUUUACAGCAUCUAGAGAUCCAUGUCCCAGCAACGAAAACUCCCCCUCUCUUUGAAGGAGACCCUGGCAUUGAACCUCUGUUUGACGGCUUCGCCUGUUGCCUCAGAGAAAGAAACGCUGACAGAUGGUACAAAGCUAUUGACAAUAGAGACAUACAGGUACGCUUGCUGGAUGUCGAGAACGUGCCAGUGAAAGGUGAAAAUCGCGAGUAUCUCGAGAAGAUUGUGGAGGCUGAGGUGGAGUGGCAGCACAUGACAUUGAUGCAUCGCUACAACCUGAUGCGCGAGUUCUAUGAAUCCUUUGCGAGGCGCUCCGAGGCAAGGCUUAUCUCAUCUCCAGAAUAUGGCACGCGAGCGCAAAGGGUUGCGGAGCUUGUGCGGACCUGGUCCCAUAGGCAGUGGGAGGGGGACGAGGCGCCCUUGCCUGAGGGUUUUGGUGCCCCGAUGGGGAAGGCUCGUGCCGCUCACGAUGCUGUAGCAUAUGAGGAUCUAGCUACGGCUGAGGCGGCUGAAGAGACGGAGUUCUGGGAGCUAAUGUUCACGUGGGCUCGAUUUGCAUUUUUGGGGUUGCUGGACUGGCAAAGAAACUACAACACAAAGCCCCGAGAGCUAGCUCAUGCAUGCGAAUCGCUGACAUUCUAUGCCGCUAGACUCUGGCGCAGUCACCCGUCUCACCGCCACUUGAUUCGAGGGUGCCUCAGCACUAUGGGAAGAGGUGGCUCGCAGGGUCAGGCAAUAAGAGACAGAAUUCUAGAGAUCAUGCAUAAGCACCAUAUACCGGAACAUGGCUCAUUUUACGAGCAGUGGCAUCAGAAGCUCCAUAACAACACCACUCCAGACGACAUCGGCAUAUGCAGAGCAGUAAUCGCUUAUCUCGAGAGCCGCGGGGAUAUUUCUUCGUUUUGGCGUGUGCUGGGUGACCACGGUAUUACCAGAGAGCGGCUCGCGAGCUAUGAAAGGAAGAUUACAAUGGAGCCUCACAUGGUGCACACGGAUAUAAACGAGCUUAUCAACGACUUUAAGUCUUACCUCAGCGUGAUACAGGAUGUUCACGAUGCUAGGGAUGCGCGGAAAGCAUUCGACUACGCGCGGGCACACCUUGCUGGAGAUACUGCCCACAUGGUAGAAGCAGUGUUGGGGGAGAUGGGCCAACGGACAGAUGGUAUGGGGUCCGGGGAGCUCCACAGUCGGUUUGUGCGUUUAUCGGAAGUUCGUCGGCGCAUAUGUUUCCAACUCAACGAAAAUGGUGGCCUUAACACUUCUGAUGAUUCCAAGAUCGCUGGUACGAGAGAGUUGCUGAUGCUUGACUUCGUCCUGGAGCAGCAGCAGGGAUUGCUGUUGCAAGCUACGGCCUCUUUUGAUGCUCAGCAGCUUGCGACACAUCUGCGAGAACUCCUACUCUGUCUUUCUGCGCACGAUCCAUUCAAUGUUGAGCUGACGAACCUGUGCGCCGAUUGGCAGCAUUUAUCUGGAGACCUCGCAUCUAGUUGCGCCUGUGGAGACAGCUCCAUAAACGAAUGCCGCGAGGCAGCGCUUCUCUUGAAGGCCCUUGUAGACCGACUUUCUCGAUUCGUAGGUAAACAAGUGGACUCCGUGCAAGAGGGCCUUGGGCCAAAAGCGCAGUAUUUGGGAGCCCAAGUGGGGACCGACAAGAAGGUGCUUGACUUUUUCGUGGACGAGGUGCUUCGUGGCUCCUCGCUGCUCAGCAUUUCAUUUUCCAUCAAGCGACUGGAGCCACUGCUAAGAAAAGCCGCGAGCCUACCAGCAUGGCAGCUCAUCUCGGUUGUUGAGCGGGUCAGGGGUGAUUUUGUUACUAUUAACGAGCUCGCGGGCAUCCAGGACAAGGUAUUCGAUUCGCCAACAAUAUUGCUUUGCAAUGCUGUAAGUGGCGAGGAAGAGAUUCCCGAAGGCGUACAAGCUGUUCUUGUCCGUUCUGCGGCGGUUUCCCCGGACAUACUCAGUCAUGUGUCUGUCCGCGCAAGAAAUGCCCAUGUGCUCUUGGCAGUCUGCUUCGACGAGGCAGAGAGUAGCGAGCUGGAGCGGCUUGCCGGGCAGUGGGUUGAGAUUCAAUGCACGCGCGACGGCAGCAGCUUAAAAGUGGCACCUGCGUCGAAGUGGAAGCCUGACCCGUUGGUCCAGAGGACCUGUUCAAGUCUCUUUGACCGUAAGGCAUCGCAGCUAGUGAUGGAAACUCAUGAAGAGGAAGAAAUUCGAAAAUCCAUUAAGCACGCUGACAGGAAUGUCGCCAUCCUGGAUGCCUCUAUGGAUGCUCCUUGGGCCAUAACUCCAGAGAAAUUUACAUCGUCUUUAGUUGGGUCGAAAUCUCUUAAUAUCUUCAAGUUAAUGUCAUCUCUUCCAAACGGUGUGCUGACUCCAGCCUCAGUAGCUUUGCCUUUUGGCAGCCUGCAGCGCACACUGCAUGCACCUGAGAAUGAGCAGGCACUGGCUUCACUAAGUGAUGCAUUAAGGCGGCUGUCGAUUCGUCUCAAGAACUCGGAAGCCGAAGCUAUUUUCGAGAUAUGCCGCAAGUCUAUUGCAAAUAUAUCAGUCCCUAAGGAACUUCGCGAGGCGCUGAAGGAGGCGCUUCAAAGUAGCGAUGCACAAGGCGGGACCAGCGGAGAUUCCAGCGCCAACAUGAGUCGGCGUCCUCACCUCCUAGAUCUUUGGAAGAAGAAUGGUGAUAAGAAAUGCACAGAAGCCUUGGUCCAAGUGUGGGCUUCGCUCUUUGGACUACGUCCCUGGAUUUCACUCACAAAAGCAUCAAGAGAUUAUUGCGAACUCAAUAUGGCAGUUCUCGUGCAGGAGCUUCUUCCCGUUCGUUAUUCUUUCGUUUUGCACACGAAGAAUCCGUUUUCACAGGACGCUGAGGAACUGUACGGAGAAAUGGCCCCAGGACUUGGAGAGGUCAUUGUGGGCAAUUAUGCGGGUCGAGCUUUAGGGUGGACGCAGAAGCGUUGUGGGGAGGCAAAAGUGAUUGCAUUUCCAAGCAAGAGCGUCGCUCUGACGUGCGAUCCGUGUUUAAUUUUCCGUUCGGACUCGAACGGUGAAGACCUCGAAGGGUUUGCAGGGGCGGGCUUAUUCGAGUCUAUUCCGGCGGAAAAGGCCGUUUGGCUACCAUUGUGUUACUGGAGGCAACGCCUUGUUAGCGACAGAGAUUACAGACAAGCAUUGCUGUCGAAGAUCAGCAAGAUUGGGUUUCUGGUUGAAGAGGCGUACGGAGCCCCGCAAGACAUUGAGGGAGUGGUCAUUGGUGAAGAUACAAUUGCCCUUGUGCAAACUCGGCCGCAGGUUUAG